This is a messenger RNA of Rosa rugosa (rugosa rose), 1476 nucleotides long. RefSeq lists its product as uncharacterized. Gene Ontology annotation, biological process: nuclear-transcribed mRNA catabolic process, nonsense-mediated decay. NCBI's taxonomy places the organism in Eukaryota, Viridiplantae, Streptophyta, Magnoliopsida, Rosales, Rosaceae. The coding region runs from base 62 to 1285 and encodes 407 amino acids. The record is from RefSeq and is a predicted model, not a curated record. The transcript is spliced from 8 exons.
AACGGACCCGCGAGGCUAAUCAAAACGAGCGUAGCGAGGUUGAGCAAAACGACACCGUAGCAUGGCAGGGUCAACGUCCUCCGGCGGUGGGCCGUCGAAUCCUCCGAAAAUCCUGUUGGCAAAGCCGGGACUGGUGACCGGCGCGCCGGUGGCGGGUAAAUAUGGGCGCGGGGGCAGUGGGGAUGAGUAUACGGCGUCGCUUCGGUCUCGCCUCCCUUCAAUCGGAUCCCUCAACCUCCUCUCUGAUUCCUGGGAGUUCCACAUCGACCGCUUCCUCCCGUUUUUGACUGAGAACACUGAGUUCACGGUGGUGGGGGUGAUUGGUCCGCCUGGAGUCGGCAAGUCCACCAUUAUGAACGAGCUUUACGGCUUCGAUGCCACCUCACCUGGGAUGCUACCUCCAUUUGCUAUAGAGACUGAGGAGGGCAAAGCAAUGGCAAGGCAUUGCAGUGUGGGAAUUGAACCUAGGGUUUCUGCUGAACGCCUUAUACUUCUUGACACUCAGCCGGUUUUUAGUCCUUCUGUUUUAGCUGAGAUGAUGAGGCCUGAUGGAUCAUCCACCAUUCCUGUUCUAAAUGCUGAAUCUUUAUCGGCCGAAUUAGCUCAUGAAAUUAUGGGCAUUCAGCUUGGUGUUCUUCUGACUUCCAUCUGUCACAUUAUUCUGGUUAUAUCAGAAGGAGUUCAUGAUCAUAAUAUGUGGCAUUUAAUGUCAACGGUUGACCUGUUGAAACAUGGUAUACCUGAUCCAUCUUCACACACCCUUUCUCAUUCUCAGAGCUCUAAUAUAGGGCCUGAAAAAGAUGGCAAGGAAAAAGUUCCAGAAGGUGGAGAGUAUAUGGCUAUGCCAGUUUUUGUGCACACAAAACUACGUGAUCACGAUCUUAGUCCACAUAGUAUUGUGCAACUGAGGAAGGCACUUCAACAAUACACCAGCACCUCUUCUUUCACGAGAGCAAAAAAUGCAAAUGUGUCUAGAGAACAUCCUGAGACUUCUAUAGCUCCCAGUACUGAAAGUCAUGAUCCUGCUUCUCCUGUGCCAAAGUUGUAUGUAAUCCCAAUGAAGAGUAAAGAUGACUCCCCAGGAAAUCAAUAUGAAAGUUGUACCUCUAUGCUAUGGAAAUUGCGGGACCAGGUCUUAUCUAUGAAUCCCCCUUCUUUCCGAAAGACUCUGACUGAACGUGACUGGUUGAAGAACUCUGCCAAGAUAUGGGAACUGGUGAAGAGCUCUCCGAUUAUUGCAGAAUACAGCAGAACACUUCAGAGCUCUGGUAUGUUUAGGAGGUAGACACCUCCCAUCAGUGCCUAUAUGUACACCAGGAUAUAACAAUAGUUCUGCAAGUGGCCUUAGACUAGCAUUAGCUAGUCCCUAAUGUUCUCAACUUUUGUUAUUUGCUUUCACCCACUGUCUGGUUUAGCACAGAAAGGAAAUUGAUACUGCAUGAAAAUUUUGAUGAUGAUCUACUUUCUAUUUCUCCA